Messenger RNA from Mobula hypostoma (lesser devil ray), 3201 nucleotides. Its product is annotated as N-acylneuraminate cytidylyltransferase-like. The transcript has 9 exons. The coding region runs from base 217 to 1581 and encodes 454 amino acids. The record is from RefSeq and is a predicted model, not a curated record. Gene Ontology annotation, molecular function: N-acylneuraminate cytidylyltransferase activity. Lineage: Eukaryota; Metazoa; Chordata; Chondrichthyes; Myliobatiformes; Myliobatidae.
CCGGGGACGGAUCCGCCUCCCGCCGAUCUGAGGAGCAAUGUUUGUCGGUGGACGCUCGGCCCAUCCUAUCCUGUUCUGUGCUCCUGCUGCUUCCGGGGGGCGUUGCUCCCCGCUGGGCUCGGCCGAGGGCGGGAGUGAGAGUGAUCGUCGUUCCGGCCUUUCCCGGCUCACGGUUGCCUCUUGUGCCGGCGAGAGGGGUAAAGCCUGGACCCGAGGAUGAGCUCAGAGCGCCUGCAGGAGGAAGCACGGCCGUGGCAGCCCCGCCAGGGUCCGGACUGGCGGAUCUGGCAGCCGAGACAGUUACGGCCCCGCAAGAGACUGCCGGAGCCGGGCGGCCCGGUGACACCGGCUGGCAAGCGACACUUCGCCGCCCUGGUGCUGGCCCGGGGAGGGAGCAAGGGGAUCCGGCUGAAGAACAUCAAGCUGCUCCUCGGCCGGCCGCUCCUGGCUUGGGUGCUGAUGGCCGCUGUGGAUUGCGGGCAUUUCGACAGUGUAUGGGUUUCCACAGACCAUGAUGAGAUUGAAAAAGCAGCAAAAAAGUAUGGAGCUCGAGUGCACCGUAGAAGUGCAGAAGUAUCGACUGAUACUGCAAGUUCUUUAGACACUAUCUGCGAAUUCCUUGAACACCACGAAGAGGUUGAUGUGAUCGCUCAUAUACAGUGCACUUCUCCCUGUCUCCAUCCACGCCAUCUCAUCGAAGUGAUAGAGAUGAUGAAGAAAGAGGGAUACGAUUCGGUGUUUUCUGUUAUAAGACGUCCUCUUUUCCUGUGGCAGGAGAUACCAGAAGCAGCAAGAGGCGACCAUAAGCAAAGAGGAAAUGAGAUGACAAGACCUUUGAACUUUGAUCCAAAUAAGAAACCACGAAGAAGAGACUGGCCUGGAGAGCUCUGUGAAAAUGGAUCGUUUUAUUUUACUACUACAGCAUUACUUAGGAAAGGAUUGCACCAGGGUGCUAAAAUGGCUUACUAUGUGAUGAAGCCAGAGCACUGUGUGGAUAUUGAUGUAGACCUCGACUGGCCUGUUGCUGAGCAAAGAAUGAGAAGGCAUGGUUACUUUGGCAAAGUGAAUGAAGUAAAACUUGUAGUUUGUUCUCUGGACUCAGAGCUCAAGCGUGAAUGCCAAGUUCGUGGAUAUGAGUUGAAAAACAUGCCACAAAUCAAAAAAAUGAAGCAAAGUAGCAUAUGUGUAGAAUUGAUUGCUGAUUCUAAACAAUUGAAGGAAAAGACAGUGGGAGAAUGGAUAAAGAAAAUGGGCAUUGGUUGGCAGAAUGUGGCUUACUUCGGAAAUGAUGUCUCUGAUCGCGAGUGCCUGAAGAAUGCCUUCGUUGGAGGUGUUUCAAAUAAUGCAGCAGCGCAAGUUCGGGACGUGGCAGACUACAUCUGCAGCAGUUCGGAUGGAAUCCGUGACGUGGAGGAAUUUGUUGACUACGUGACAGUGUUGAUGGAAAAAUACAGAGCCGAGAUCCAGGAAGAGAGCACAGCAUCUAAAAACACUGACAUUCAAUGUACUGAAGAACAUCUGAAAGCCAAAAAAAGUAAAAAUGUGAAUUUUAAGAACCAGAGGAAGCGGGGAAGGGUGUAGGAGGGGAGAUGCUGAGACAAUAGCAGAGGCAGGGUAGGAUAGGUCUAUGGCCAUCAUUCUAAAUGCAGUAACUAGCAAUUUGACUCAUAGUGUCCAUACUGGCCACAAAGUACUUGUCCAAUUAAUCCCAUCUUUUUAUUAUGCAUAGAUCUCAUAUACACACCUCUAUGACAGCAUUUCAUAUUCAUUUAAAUUUGCUACGCCUCCUCUCACCCUUGCCUAUGUUGGGUUUCUUCUCUUAUCCCUACUCUACUACCCCCCCCCCCCGCCCCACUUCAAUCAUUUUCAUUGACAGGCUAAGAAAUUAGGCAUUUAGAAUAGUGGAAAUCCAGGCCCCUUAGAAAUUUCUCCCCUUCCACUUCUCUUCUUUCAUUGUCAUUCUGCUCCCCACUUCCUCCUCCUACUCACCCGCCCAUCACCUCCCUCUGGUGCCCUCCUUCCUUCUCUUUCUCCCACGUCCACCUUUCUCUCACCAGAUUAAUUUUUCUGCCCUUUACCGUUUCAACCUGUCACCUCCCUGCUUCAUAUUUCAUCCCCACCUCCCCCACCCCCUCACCUUCCCCUCAUCUGGUUUCAUCUAUCACCGGCCAGCUUGUUCUCCUUCCCCUCCCCACACCUUUUUAUGCUGGCUUCUUUCCCCCUUCCAUGCCAGUCCUGAUGAACGGCCUCAGCCAAAAACCAGCAGUCUAUUCCUCUCCAUCGAUGCCAGAGUUCCCCCUGCAUUUAGUGUGAGUUGCUUUGAAUUUCUAGCAUCUGCAUUUUAUCUUUUUAUUGACCUAGGCUCAAGCAUUCAGCAGAUGCUGUUGGCAUUCAAGACUGAUUCGAGUUGCGACCAGGGUCUUUUAUGUGCAUGUGUGGAAGCAUGCAAAAUUGUGCACGAACGCAGGACUGGAUAUAGCAAGGUGAUACCAUAGUCAGUACUGCUGCCUUGCCAUCCAGGUUCUGGUUUCUGGUGCUUUCUGCAUCGUGCCUUUUGAUUCUCUACCACAUCACAAAGAUGUGCUGGUCAGUUAUUGACCACUAAAUUUGCCUUAACUUGCCUUAAUCUUAUAAAAAUGCUUUUAUGUACGUGGGAGAAUGUGAUAAUUUUUGGGAACUGAUAUAGGCCUUUUUCUGAUGACUAGUUAUGCUCCCUGAAUUCGCUAAGGCUUUUAUCUCAACGAUGUUUUUUAAUCUUGCUGAAAGAAUGUUUUCCAUUUACAAUAACUGUUAAAAGAUGCGGAUGAGUAUUUUUAUACUAAAUGCAUUUAAAUUUAUUUUGCCAUAAGGUUAAUUAUAUAAAUUGCUGCUAGUGCAUGGGUGUGUGAUAGAAUUAUUGGACAUGUGGAGAGAAUAAAAUGGGUUGAGGUGAGGUUAAAGAUUGGUGCUUGAGAGUUGGUAUGGACUGGGGUGCUGAAAGCCUGUUUCCAUUGUCUACCUGUAAUAAAAGCAAAUGCCUGGUACUCCCAAAGCAGGUCUCCUUUGUUGUGUGGCUUCUUGCACAGUAAUUUUCAGUGAGCUUGAUAUGCAGAGUAAAAUGUGGAAAUAACUGAUGCUUCCACAAGGUUUCCCAGAAUUCUGACUGCCGUACAAUACUACAAUUUGUGAAGAUUCCUUAAAACUGAGAUUGUGAAGAAAGAA